CGGUCACGUGGGCGGCGGGAGCGGGGCCGGCGGUGGCGAGAGGCUGAGGCGGCGCCGGCGGCGCAGGCAGCAGCAUGGCGCUGGCGCUGGGCGGCCUGGGCCUCCUGCAGGGCCGAGUCAGGCUGGCAGCCGCAGCCGCCGCGACCUCCUCCCUCGGCCGGCCCGGCCGCCGGGCGCCGGUGCAGGGAGGCGCCGCCACUGCCGCUCUCCCCUCGGCCGGGAGGAGCUACGGUUCCGAGGCGAAGGAAGAGGAGGAGCUGCGGGUCCGGUACCUGGAUGAUGAGCACAAAGGAAUUGUGGUGCUUGGAUUAAACAGAUCUCAUGCCAAGAAUGCGCUUAACAAAAAUAUUUUAAAAAUGAUGUCAAAAGCUGUGGAUGCUUUGAAAUCUGAUAAGAAAGUACGAACUGUUAUAUUCCGGAGUGAAGUCCCGGGGAUAUUCUGUGCUGGUGCUGACCUUAAAGAAAGAGCAAAAAUGCACUCAAGUGAAGUUAGUUCUUUUGUCUCAAAAGCAAGAGCAACUAUUAAUGAAAUGGUAAUGGAGAGUCACAGGAAAGCAGGAGGCAUCCCAAGACUACAAGAUGCUGCUGCUAAUUUGCCCGUACCUACUAUUGCUGCAAUAGAUGGAACUGCAUUAGGUGGUGGCCUAGAACUUGCAUUAGCCUGUGAUAUAAGAGUGGCAGCCUCUUCCGCUAAAAUGGGCCUAGUUGAAACAAAGCUGGCAAUCAUUCCAGGUGCAGGGGGGACACAGAGAUUACCUCGCACAAUUGGAGUGUCUUUGGCAAAAGAACUAAUCUUCUCUGCACGUGUUGUGGAUGGUGAGGAAGCAAAAUCGAUAGGAUUGAUUAGCCAUGUGGUAGAACAGAAUGAAGCAGGGGAUGCUGCAUACAGAAGAGCAUUAGCUCUGGCAAAAGAAUUUUUACCUCAGGGACCAGUAGCAAUGAGAGUUGCAAAACUGGCCAUCAAUCAGGGAAUGGAGGUCGACUUAGUAACAGGUUUAGCAAUUGAAGAAGCUUGUUACGCUCAGACUAUUCCAACAAAAGAUAGAAUUGAGGGUCUUCUUGCAUUUAAGGAGAAGAGACCUCCUCGCUACAAGGGAGAAUAAAAGAAGUUGAUGCCUUUAAAAUACAGUGGGAUAAAAGUACUGCUAUGUGGACCAUUAAGGUGCAUUUUGCAUCUGCGCCUGGAAUAUCACAACCACCAAAGUAAAAGCAAAUCAUACUGAUGUUACAUUUUAAAUGUGUCCAUACUUGUACUGGGCCCAGAUAGAAAUGUGUGUCAACUCAUGCUCAUUAUGGUUUCUGAAGGUUGAUCUGUGUAUUGGCAAGGUCACAGGUUCAUGCAGCAUUUUAAAAAUUUCAUAUGUGUAAAACGUACCAUUCCACAACUGAAAAAGCUCUGUAAAUUCUUUAUAUAGACAAAACCUAUAUGUGAUGUUAACUAUAAAUCUGCUGUAUCAUUUUAUCAAAAGUGACCACUGAACACCAAAAAUAAGAAAUUGUACAAAAUAUGCAUUAAAACGAUUCUGUGUAUCAGUAAAAAUUAUAUUGGAGUAUGCUACCUGAGUAUGUACCUUAUUAAUAAAGCUAAGGGAAAUGAAAAGGAUUAUUGUUUGGAAAAUGUUAAGCUUUAUUUAUCUGACUUACACUGUUCUAAGUAAAAUGAAAUUAACUUCAGCACAUAAUGGCGUCCUUUUGAUGAAGUCAUUGCCAUUAUAUUCAUUUAAUUGUAUUAAAUGAAGACAUUUUUGAGGCCAGCCUUUAAUUAUGCAUUCUUGUAUGUUAAACCUGGCUUUGUCUUGCAUUCUUCCAACAUACCAUCUGAUUAGCCCUGUCUGCUGUGAAGGAACUUUAUUUCACUUGCCCCACUUAUUUUAAAUUUUUGAUGAUUGUAUUAAAGAUUGUUGUGCAGGGAUGUGACUAAUGCGCUGUUAAUGAAACUAGAAUUCUCUUAAUCUCCAGCAUAUUCCUUUUGCAGGUCCUAAUAAUGUAUAUUUAUAUACAACAGGGAUGAUACUGAAAUGUUCUUUAUUCUGUGGCAGCCUCAGGGUUCUUUUCAUGUAUUGAAAGAGAAAUCCAGUAGGUUACAAGGUGAGAAAACUGUUGUAAUUCAUACUGUAUAUUUGCUAUGGACAUGGCAUAUAUAGCAAAUGCCUGGAAAUAACCUCUUAGAAAGUAUUUUUGUUAACUUGACUGGAAAAUAAAGAUGGCUUAGCAGUCA
Molecule: messenger RNA, 2218 nt
Organism: Phalacrocorax carbo (great cormorant)
Lineage: Eukaryota; Metazoa; Chordata; Aves; Suliformes; Phalacrocoracidae
Source: RefSeq, a predicted model, not a curated record